AUUUACUACAUUAGAAUUAGUAACGAUGUAUUAUUAGCUAUUAGUAUAAUACGAUUUUCACUCACACGAAUAAGUACAACGUUUUUACUGACUAAGAUGAACAGCCCGGAAUCAUCGUAAUCAAACACUGUUCCCACACGGAUGAAGAAGACUGCAUGCCACACGAGAAGUCUUAGAACGUUUAUGGAACAUUUGCGUUCAUAAAAAAUGUAUGUGAAAAUAUUUCCUGCAUUUUCAAUAACAGUCUCUAUCACUAUAAUGUGUUAGUGCCAUCCAUUAACAUUAGCAAGAUAAUUUCAUGUAGAUUGAUGAAAUAAUAGAUUUGAGGAUGUCAAGGAAGUUCUGCUAUUAGCUUCUGCCGUUAAUUACACUAGUGCAAGUUAUGGCACUAUCAAAGCAAGACGACACAGCCAAUGUUGUACUCCCUGGAGAGGAAUCCAAAGACGGAUUGCCAUGUCUUACCCCACCUGUCCAAAGCAAAACAUCUACUGGCAGGACUUUGAAUGAGAAAGAGAUGGAGAAACUGACAGGUGACCAGACUUUGGUGUCUGACUUCAAGCAGAUGAAGUUGGAAAAGGAGGCACAGAAAAACUGGGACUUGUUUUACAAAAGGAACACAACAAACUUUUUCAAGGAUAGGCAUUGGACCACCAGAGAGUUUGAAGAACUGAAAGUGUGCCUUGAGUUUGAAGCCCAGAAGCUGGUCCUGCUUGAAGCUGGCUGUGGGGUUGGGAACUGCAUCUUCCCACUACUGGAGGAAGACCUCAACAUCUUUGUCUAUGCCUGUGACUUCUCACCACGAGCUGUGGAGUUUGUGAAGCAACACUCCCUGUACUGUGCUGAGCGCUGCAGUGCGUUCCAGUGUGACCUGACUAAGGAUGACCUGAGGGGUAACGUCCCAGUGGGCAGUGUGGAUGUGGCCACGCUCAUAUUUGUCCUCUCAGCCAUCCACCCAGACAAGAUGCAGCAGGCUCUGGACAACAUUUACAGGGUUCUGAAGCCAGGGGGCAUCAUUCUGUUCAGGGACUAUGGUCUGUAUGACCACGCCAUGAUGAGAUUUAAGGCUGGAAACAAACUGGGAGAGAACUUCUACGUCAGACAGGAUGGUACCAGGUCUUAUUUCUUCUCCAAAGAGCUCCUAGCAGACCUGUUCAGAGGGGCGGGGUUCGAGAGUGUAACCAAUGAGUACGUGCUACGAGAAACGGUCAAUAAGAAAGAGGGGCUUUGUGUGCCCAGGGUGUUCCUUCAAAGCAAGUUCCGAAGGCCAGACCAAUUACAGGGCUCCUGAAGUCCCUUUCCUCAACAAAUGUUUGAAACCUUCAAAGGCACAAAUGGACUAAAACCUUCAUAUAUAAAUGGAUAUCAUUGGACAAAAGCCUACACUGCCGUAUUGCUGAUCAAGUGCUGCUUGUUUGAUUAUGCCUUUUUAUUAUUAGAACUCAGUGGUGGAAAAAGUACCCAAUUGUCAUACGUGAGUAAAAGUAAAGAAACCUUAAUAGAAAAUGACUCAAGUAACAGUCACCCACUAAAAUACUACUUGAGUAAAAGUUUUUUUUUAAAUAGUAUAAUCAAAAGUAAAUGUAAUUGCUAAAAUAUACUUAAGUAUCAAAAGUAAAAGUAAAUGCUAUACAUAAUUUUAAAUUCCUUAUAUUAAGCAAACCAGAAAGCACAAUUAGUUUUAUUUACUGAUAGUCAGGCACACUCCAACACAGACAAACAAACAAAGUAUUUGUGUUUAGUGAAGUCUGUCAGAUCAGAGGCAGUAGUGAUGACUGCAUGUUUUUUUGAUAAGUACGUACAUUUUACAAUAUUCCUAUCAUGCUAAGCAUUCAAAAUGUAACGAGUACUUUUGAUUGUCAGGGAAAAUGGGAGUCAAAAGUUUUUAAAAAUCUUGUAGUGAAGUAAAAGUUGUAAAAAAUAUAAAUGAUAAAGUACAAAUACCCCCCAAAAACUGCUUAAGUAGUACUUCAACAUAUUUUGACUUAAUUACUUUACACCAAUGAUACAACUGUAUAUGAUGGAGAAUUUCUUAGAGAGAAUGGUUUGGUUGUGUAGUUUCAGAGCUGUUAAAGUUCCAAUACAAUUUUUUGCUGCAAACUUUUCCAAUCAUGUAAUACAUUUUCUUUACCACAAGGGGGAAACAAAAUCUGUCUAAAAAAAAAUCUGUAACAUCAAGUGCUCCUUGGUUAGUCAAAAUAAAUAUUCAUAUUUUUUAUCCUGCUCAA
Messenger RNA from Oncorhynchus keta (chum salmon), 2225 nucleotides. RefSeq names its product tRNA N(3)-methylcytidine methyltransferase METTL6-like. The coding region runs from base 383 to 1288 and encodes 301 amino acids. The record is from RefSeq and is a predicted model, not a curated record. The transcript has 5 exons. Lineage: Eukaryota; Metazoa; Chordata; Actinopteri; Salmoniformes; Salmonidae.